Leptomonas pyrrhocoris is the source of this 2010-nucleotide messenger RNA. RefSeq lists its product as hypothetical. Gene Ontology annotation, molecular function: protein binding. Bases 40 to 2010 code for a protein of 656 amino acids. The transcript has a single exon. The record is from RefSeq and is a predicted model, not a curated record. Lineage: Eukaryota; Euglenozoa; Kinetoplastea; Trypanosomatida; Trypanosomatidae.
AGUUAUCAAUGGUGCUUUUAGAGCGAAAGAGUGCCUAGCAUGAUGAAUUUUCAAAGCGCGUCUAACGGCGUCGGCAGUGGCGGCCAGGGCGAUGCGAGCAGCACUGAACACAACACUUUCGCACCCAAUCCCCUUGCCGACAUCGAGUCCAACGAUGUGACGCGCAGUGAGAUGAUGCAGAUUAUUAUAUCCUGGCUGAUCCAGCAAGGCUUCACUGCCUCUGCGCAGAUGCUGCGUGAGGAGGCGACGAGCCAAUUUCGCGGUGAACAUUAUCUGCGCAAGACGCUGCGCACUCUCUGCAGAUCCGUGGAAGAGCGCAACUGGGACUCGGCGCAGAAGAGCCUGAAGAAGCUGCAAACCAAGGCGACUGUGAAGAGCGGUCUGCGCACGGAAGGUACGUCCCCGGCCGCCUCAUUAGUGCGUUUGCUUCCUUUCGUAUUAGCACAGCAGCAGUUUCUUGAGAUGAUCGAGGAGGACAACGACCAGCGCGCUUUCACGUUUUUUAUGCGCACCAUCAAGCCGUUUGAGCGCUCCAUCAGCAGGGAGCACUUUCAGAAGCUCACAUACCUGCUCACGUGCAAGACGGUGGCCGAGAGCAGUAACAUCUACCCGGAGUAUCGAGGCUGGACGGCAGAGCAGGGGCGUGCACAAAUCUUGCAGCAAAUCCGCACACAGAUGGGCAAUACCGAUUACGCGAAUUAUUGCCGCCACGGCAACGUCUGCAUGACGGCGCCGGUGGAGCUGACACGGCCGCUCAGCUUGAUCUUUCAGCAAUCCUUCUCCUUCGAGAUUGUGGCACGGCAGCACCCCGAUUUGGUUCGACGCCGCCAGCGGGCGACCAUCACUUCACUUUCCGCCCCGCUGGACUCGCAGCUCCCGACCACGGAGCCGCUUGUCUCCAUUGACGUCAACGCCCUUCUGCGAAGCAUGUUUCCCUCACUCGCACCCGGCGACACACGGCAGUGCGUGAAACUGACUGCCUGCCAGCCUUUCCUCAGCUACUCGGCCGUCGUCGUGGCCACCGAAAGUGGCGCCAUUUUGUGGAUCCCAACGGGCCCGGUGGGAGGCGCAGACGUUGGCGGUUCAUCCUCCUCCGCGGAGGCGUGUGCGACGGACCGGCCGCAUCUACUCCAUCAAAGCAAGCGACCCAUCCGCAACCUGCGUCGCAACGGCACAAAGUUGCUGUGCUGGGGAAGCUCGCAGACGAUCGUGCUCAACUUGCAGCUCUUCCUUGACGGCCGUUCCGUUGCACCCGGGGACGACUGCGUUGCCUGCACCUUCACCCACACGGCGGAUGUGUACGCCGGCUGCUUCUUCCCGUGCGGGUCGCUCGCCGCCACUGGUCUGUCCGAGGGCACCGUCACCAUCUGGGACCUCAUCACUGGAACGAAGUUGUACGAGCACCUCUUCAGCGAGUACGGCGUGGUGUCGCUGGUGUCCAACCGCACCGGCUCCAGCUACUUUGCGGCCUCGAAGGACAGCGCGAUUCGUGUGGUGGAUGUCGCCACCGGUGUUAUGACGGCGACGCUCGUGUCGCCCAUCGCGAUGGAGAUUUGCUCGCUGGCCAUCUCGCCUUCGUCCACCUAUCUGCUGACGGCGUACCGCGGCGGUACGAUGCGCGUGUGGGACAUCUUAACCGGCGACUUGCUCCCCUACCGAUUCACAGGAACGGAGAACAACACCAAAACGCGCUCGCCUACCGCGUUUGGCAGCAGCGACACGGAGGUCUUUUGCGGUGGCGAAGACGGCUGCCUCUACUUCUGGAAUCUCCGCUCGCGUGACUGGUCGACAAACGCUCUGGCAUCUCCGCACGCGACUGACGGAUCGUGCAACAACAAUUUGUACUUAUCUCGGGCUGCAGGUGCUGGCAACCUGGUGCACUACACCGCGCAGCUGCCUCUACACCGCCUGCCGAUUACAGACGUCAAAGUCGACGGCGCGUUUGAAGUGAGUUGCGGCGAAGAUGGAACGGUGGUCUUGUGCACAACGUGCGCACAUCCACGCGCGUGA